Cottoperca gobio is the source of this 3106-nucleotide messenger RNA. It is a transcript of the gene senp2, whose product is annotated as SUMO specific peptidase 2. Gene Ontology annotation, cellular component: nucleus. NCBI's taxonomy places the organism in Eukaryota, Metazoa, Chordata, Actinopteri, Perciformes, Bovichtidae. Gene Ontology annotation, biological process: proteolysis; protein desumoylation. The record is from RefSeq and is a predicted model, not a curated record. Gene Ontology annotation, molecular function: deSUMOylase activity.
CGUUAGCACUACGUGAAACAUCAACACUGAAUGACGCACGUCCUCGCAGUGCUGCUAACGCUGAGCUAAGCCAACGGCCGGCUGUGUGUCGUAGACCGUUGUUUGACAUCUUACCUGCGGUUAAAUUCGUCCUGGACCGCGUAGAAGACCACGCUACAAUUUUCUCGUAUUUGUCUGGGAUGUAUGGAUGGAUAGUUGACGGAAUCUCGUCGCUGUUUGAGCCCGUUACGGGGCAAAACCCCACCGAGUGGCCCGGGAAAGGUAACGUUAGCGAGGAGGUACCCACGCGACCUGGCGUGGAAGAGGGAGCACAGCAGCGGCAGGAGAGCUACGGCAGACCGGCUAAACGGAACUACCAGAGUGUUGAUGUUGCAGACAGUGUUUGCCAGAGUGACCCAGUAGAGGUGAAAAGACGGAGGCGAGAUGUAGUCAUUAGCUUUGUGAAGAAGACGGUGGCCGGGGUAGCAGGUCUGCUCAGGCUGCAGAACCCGCUGACAACCAGACGUGAGAAUCACGGAUAUUAUGAAGAGACUCAGCCUGUUACUCUGAUGGGGAUAGACGAGCUCCAGACCUCGUGUCUGAACAGUACUGAGUGGAGAAUGAGUAAACCAGUUAGUGGAGUGAAUGAGAGGAGUGGGAAGAAUCCCUUUCAGAGCACCUCACCUCCUUUAAUGAGGAAAUACAGCGCGGCAGGGCUGUCUGCAGGGCUGUCUGCAGGGCUCUCCGACAGGGGGAAGGAUAGAGAGAGGAGAGGCUCCCUCCAGCUGCUGCCGUCCAGACCUGCUGUGAGGGUGGGAACCACUACCUCUGAUCCAACCUGCAAUGGCUUUGGAUACAAUCGCUGCUACAAGCCCAGUCUUACCGUGGAAGAGGCCAUAAAGCAGAACAAUAAGGAGCACUACAGGCGCUUGCUGGAGAUGGUAACAGAGAAAUACAGCAAAAGCCAACCACUACCUUUCAACCAAACAAAACCGAAAGAUGAGUCGCUGUCACAGAGUGAUCACAAAAUUGCUGCUUCAGGAAAAGCCUUUGAACCAGUACCCAGGAAGGGAUACACAGCUGCCCCAAGUGUGUUUACAUGGAGAAAUGCAUCUGCGACCAAGGACAGGUGGGGUAGCUUCACUUUUAGUAAAACAUUCAGUGGAGCCUUUGAGGACACGAAGCCUGUGAGAUGUGCAAAGCAGAAACAGGAAGCCGAUUUGGACCUUUCUACAGAAGUAGCGACUCGGCUCAAUCUAGUGGACCGGGAGACUCCUGCUGUCUGUCUCCCUGAGACACAUUCUGCACACACAGCACAUGCAAGGCACAGCGAUGAGGACAUACCCAGGCUGACCAAGGAAAUGGCAGCGGAGGUGAGUUACGCUCUGGCUCAGAGUGAUCCUAACCUUGUUCUCAGUGCGGCUUUCAAGCUACGCAUCACACAGAGAGACCUGGCCACACUGCAGGAAGGCGGCUGGCUCAACGAUGAGGUGAUGAACUUCUACCUGUCCCUCGUCAUGGAGCGGUGCUCUGGUGAAGAAGCAGGAUUAAAAAUCUACUCGUUCAGCACCUUUUUCUUCCCAAAGCUGCGGGGUGGAGGAGGCGGGCAGGCUGGCGGACACGCUGCUGUGAAGCGCUGGACCAAGGCUGUCGACCUUUUCCUUUACGACCUCAUCCUGGUUCCCCUGCACCUGGGCGUCCACUGGGCAAUGGCUGUGAUUGACUUGAAGUCAAAGACGGUGAAGUCAUAUGACUCGAUGGGCCACAGACAUGAUGACAUUUGUGGUCUUUUACUACUCUACCUUAGAGAGGAGCACAAAGCAAAGAAAGGCAGGGAGCUUGAAGGCACCAAAUGGUCUGUUGGAAGCUUGAGGGUCACUGAGAUUCCCCAGCAGAAAAAUGGCAGCGACUGUGGUGUUUUUGCCUGUAAAUACGCUGAUUAUAUCGCAAAAGGAAGGCCUCUCACCUUUAAACAGUGCCACAUGCCUCUCUUCAGGAAAUUAAUGAUUUGGGAAAUCGUCAAUCAGAAGCUGCUAUAGACGGUCUCAACACUUUCAAUUAACGCCUAACAACAUUGACUUUCUGAAUGAGAGCAACGUCUGUGUACAAUAACUACAUGGUGAAGAGAAAGAAAUGAAUGGGCCAAAGAAGUGGACUCGACGGACUAAAACUCUCACCCAGUGUAGCUGUUCUGGUCUAAGGAAAUUAAAACGAUAGUCUUAAAAGGUGAUUGUUUCCCUUUUUCCUGUCGGGGACGUAUUAAAACUUUGUAAUCUCUGAGUUGUAAUUGGAGACAUUAUCGGGAUGGAAGAAGUGUAUGUAUUACACAAGCUUUGGCACUACUGACUGAAUUGCUUUUUUUAAUUUUAUUUUUGACUUUGGAUUGUUGGUUCUACUGUUUUGAAGUUCUGCCUGACGUGCCUUCAGCCCUCUGACACUAAGCUCAACUUACAGAGCAUGCAUUUGUAUAUUUUGGGAAAUUACUUGGUUGCAAACAACUCCAACUUCUGACACAAGAUUUAUUGAAUUAGAUUGUUGCAGGUCAAUGAUAUUUUGGUGUAAUUUGGCUGCUCCUUUCCCGAUUAUAAUCAACCGAGUGAACAGUGACUAAUUACAAUGCUAAUGUCAUGAAACUCAAUCUCUCUGUGAAGAUGGACAAUGAAAAUCAAAAAUACCUCCUUUCAAAUCCCUUUUUCAGACAAAAGAUACAUCGUUGACCGCUUGUAGUAUGUUUGUUUUGCAAUUAUUUAUGGAUUGACUGGAUGAGAAAGUGUUUUGGGAGUGUGUGUAUAGUUUGUUGUCCUCCAUGAGUGGAGCAUUAAUAGUUGUUUCCCUAUAUGUAAUAUAAGGCGCUAUUAGGUCUGUGAAUCCUUUCCUUGAGCAUUGCUACUUAGGGCUAUUACAUUGACUGCCACUUACAGUAUAGUAUACUGCAUAGCAAACUACUGUACACGCAUGCAUGUUUGAGUUCAUGCUUUAAAAAUGUGAUUUUCUUUUUCUCCCUGUAAUAAAGUAUUUCAUUUUUUUUUUUAAUGGAACUAUGAUAUAUUAAAUGACUCACUAAAUUAUCACAUUUACCACUUACUUUUUACAAAUGUAUGCUGUUUUGGUAGUCUGCUACAUCAGG